Zingiber officinale is the source of this 651-nucleotide messenger RNA. Its product is annotated as basic blue protein-like. The transcript is spliced from 2 exons. Lineage: Eukaryota; Viridiplantae; Streptophyta; Magnoliopsida; Zingiberales; Zingiberaceae. Bases 11 to 475 code for a protein of 154 amino acids. Gene Ontology annotation, cellular component: plasma membrane. Gene Ontology annotation, molecular function: electron transfer activity. The record is from RefSeq and is a predicted model, not a curated record.
GUGCCACUUUAUGGUUUCACUCUUCUAUAAAUGCAUAAGCCUGAAGGCAGUGAGUGUAUCAGCUAAGUCAGGUACACACCAAGUAGCUGUCUCAGAGAAUAUGGCCAUGGGAAGAGGCAGUUGCUAUGCAGCCCUGCUACUAUCCUUACUGUUACUUUUAUGUUCACCCAGGCACUCUUUUGCUGCCACUCAUGAUGUUGGAGAAUCACAGGGCUGGGGUUUCUCAUUGUCCUAUGAUAAUUGGGCGAGGAGCAAGAGCUUUGCCGCUGGAGAUACUCUUGUUUUCAAGUACCAAGCUGGUCAGCAUAAUGUGGUGCCAGUGAGUGUGGCAGAUUACAGGAGCUGCAAGGCAUCAGGAAAGGCAGCUGCCACGGGCAAUGACAAGUUCUCUCUCAAGAAAGGGUAUAACUAUUUCAUCUGCAGCCUCCCAGGUCACUGUGAAGCAGGCAUGAAACUCCAAGUGGUUGCCAACUAAAUGCCAAAUCCUAUGUCUAUCGUCAACGAUGACUCAACUACAUAUAGUAACAACUAGCAAUGGCCAACGGUUGCUCAGAGAAACAGUCACUCUGUUUGCUAGCUUAAAUAAUGACUGCAGCUCCUCCAAAUGUCAUGCUUCUAAUUAUUCCUCAAAUGAAAGCUUCAAUAUCUAAA